CCCUAGAACAGGCUCAGCACAUUUAUAUAACAUCACUCAUUCCCAAACCCUAGAGUUUCAGAUCCUCAUUCAACCAGCACCGAUAGCAGCGGCGGCGACCAUCACUCUCCAACGAUACUUCCGCGACGAAAAUGGCUCUGGUGGCGAACGAGGACUUCCAGCACAUUCUCCGUGUGCUGAACACUAACGUUGAUGGCAAGCAGAAGAUAAUGUUCGCCCUUACCUCCAUCAAGGGUAUUGGCAGGAGAUUCGCCAACAUGGUUUGCAAGAAGGCUGAUGUUGACAUGAACAAGAGGGCUGGUGAGUUGAGUGCUGCCGAGUUGGAUAAUCUGAUGACAGUGGUAGCCAACCCUAGGCAAUUCAAAAUCCCAGACUGGUUUCUUAACAGGAAGAAGGAUUACAAGGAUGGCAAGUACUCCCAAGUUGUUUCCAAUGCUCUCGAUAUGAAGCUCAGGGAUGACUUGGAGAGACUCAAGAAAAUCAGAAACCACCGUGGAUUGAGGCACUACUGGGGCCUUAGAGUCCGUGGUCAGCACACCAAGACAACUGGCCGUAGGGGGAAGACUGUUGGUGUCUCUAAGAAGCGUUAAGCUAUUAUGUUUUGGCUUUGGAGAUUAGAUUUUGUUGAGGAGGGAAAUUUGAAAGAACACUAGACAUGUUUUGCAUACCGACUUUGUAUCAGUUUUAUUUAAAUGCUGUGACAAUUUCAAUUUUGUUUGUUAUUUGCGUUAAGCUCUACUUAUGAUUCUGGUUUUUUAUUUGUAGAGAACCUUGAAUAUUAUUGAUGAAAUUACAUAUUCACUUC
Molecule: messenger RNA, 805 nt
Organism: Vigna umbellata (rice bean)
Lineage: Eukaryota; Viridiplantae; Streptophyta; Magnoliopsida; Fabales; Fabaceae
Product: small ribosomal subunit protein uS13z/uS13y/uS13x
Biological process (GO): translation
Cellular component (GO): small ribosomal subunit; ribosome; cytosol
Molecular function (GO): RNA binding; structural constituent of ribosome
Source: RefSeq, a predicted model, not a curated record